AUGGCCACCAAGAGAAGUUGCUACUAUCCGACACUGAUCCUGUUGGGCCUGAGCCUGGUCAGUGCUCAGUAUAUUUAUCCUCCAUCGAUACAGGGACGCGCGCAGCGAUCGCUUUUCGGUUCGCCAGGAUGGAGUGGUGGCUGGAAUGGUCCUAGCAUUCCUCCGUUCAGUCAUUUGCCACCACCGCCACCACCACCAUCGCCCACUAUUAGCAAGGAUGAGCUAUUGGCUCUGCUAACCGCCCUAAAGGAAGUGGAGGCCAAGCCAGAGCUGCCAAAACCGACACCAGCUCCCGAACCGGAACCAGAGCCAGAGGUAACACCAGCUCCACCACCACCACCGCCGCCGCCAGAGGAUGACGAUGAGGAGCCAGAACCAGAGCCGCCAGCACCAAUCCCAGACACACCAGCUGUACCGCCUCCUGGUGUGCCUGUAACCGUCUCGCUGCCCGCUCUGGUGCCCAUUCAAUUGUCGGCCAUGUGGCAACAACCAGGACCCGUUGCCGGCGGAGGACUUGGUCUUGGUGCUGGCUUGGGAGUGAUUCCUGGUCUUGGUCUGGGUGGUGGGGCAGCGGCUGGAGCCGGAGCUAUUUCAAUUGGUGGUGGGGCUGCUGCAGCUGGUGCCGCUGCUGCCACAGCUCGCAAUGCUCGUGUCCGCACAAGAAACAAUAGUGGACGAGCUGCUUCCAUACGUUUUCCCAUUGCCAAUCCACGUAGCUUUGCCUCGGCCAACUAUGUGGCUCCCAGACCACGUUAUUAUCGUGCCAUUGCCUCUGAAUUGGAGCCCAUGAGCAUGACAAUCUUGCCACCAAAUGCCGCCUAUCUGACCAACAAUGGACAAGCCGUUCAGUUUGUGCCCACCAACUGGCAGUAGGAGACGUUCGAGGAGAAAGGAAGAGGAUCAGAAGACACAUUCAAAGCAAAACAAAACUUAUUGACUGUAUAUCUAACUAAGAUUUAUCUAAUUGUAAAUUAUCCCAAUUAUUUUUUAACAAU
This is a messenger RNA of Drosophila willistoni, 995 nucleotides long. Its product is annotated as formin-like protein 5. Bases 1 to 873 code for a protein of 290 amino acids. The transcript has 2 exons. Lineage: Eukaryota; Metazoa; Arthropoda; Insecta; Diptera; Drosophilidae. The record is from RefSeq and is a predicted model, not a curated record.